AUGAAAAGACAAAACACAACACAAACAGCACAAUAUCACCGAGGAUCAAUAAUUCGAAUUAAGAUGGAAAGGUUUCUUACAUAUGAUUCAGUGGAAGUAUUUCCAGGAAAAGGAUUAAAUGUUAUUAUUGGUCCUAAUGGAGCAGGGAAAUCUUCAAUUGUUUGUGCUAUUGCACUUGGAUUAGGAACAGCCCCAAAAGUCCUUGGUCGGAGUAAAGACUUAAAAGAUUUUGUAAAGAUAGGAGAAGAGGAUGCUGUGAUAGAAGUAGAGUUAUUUAAUGGAAUAACACGAGCGAAUAAUUUAGUUAUUAGAAGACAAUUUAAUUUAAGUAAUCAAAGUAAUUGGUUUAUUAAUGGAAGAACAGCAAGUCACAAAGAAGUUUUACAGAAGUGUAAUGAAUAUUGUAUUAUGAUAGAUAAUCUUUGCCAAUUUCUUCCACAAGAUAGAGUUUCUGCAUUUAGUAGUCUUAACCCAGCAGAGUUGUUAAGAGAAACAGAAAAAGCAACAGGGACCUCUGAUCUUGAAGAAAAACAUGACCAAAUAAUUAAGGCUCAAGGUUCUAUUGGUGAGUUAAGAAAAAAAUCUGCACAACAAGAGAAAGGGAUUCAAGAAUUAAAAUAUAGAGUAGAUGGAUUAGAAAAGAGUGUACAUGAGAAACAUGAACAAGAACGAAGACAAACACGACUAAAUCAAUUAAAGAUGAAAAAACCAUGGGCUGAAUUUGAAGAAGUAAGAAAAAAGGCUGUUGGUUUAAGAGAACAAAAACAACAAUUACAACAAAAACUUGAUUCAUUGCAUCAAGAAAUGACACCAGUUGAAAUAGAAUUUAAUAAAAUUAAAAAUAAAAUUGAAAGUGAAGAUAAGAAAGUAAAUGAUACGAAGACAAUAUGUGAUAAAAAUGAACGAGAAAUUAUUAUUGCAGAAACUCAAAAAGAAAAAUUAGAACAAGAACUUUCAAAUAAAAAGAAAGAAGUAGAGUUAGCAAAAAAGAGAAAAGAAGAGAAGAAUAGAAAUAUUAAUGAACUUAAAAAUGAACUUAUUAUUAUUGAACAAAAACUUAAAGAUAUACCAAAUUUAGAUGAACUUGAAAAAAGAGCAAAUGAAGAACAAGUUCAAUUAAAAGGAUUUAGAGAACAAAUUAAUGAAAAACAAGAUAAAGGAGCUUCGUUAGACACACAAUUAAGAGAAAUGAAUGGAAAAAUAUUACAAUUAAAUAGAGAUUUGGCAAAGUUAAAUGAUUUAAAAGAAAAUAAAUUAAGAAAAGUAUUUGAUUAUGACGCUUCAGUAAUGCAAGCGUAUAGAUGGUUACAAGAACAUAAAGGAUUAUUUGAAGAAGAAGUUUAUGGACCAAUUUGUGUAGAAUUAAAUGUUGCAAAAGAUGAAUAUACAAACUUUGUUGAAAUGUGUGUUCCAAUAUCUGUAUUAAAAGGGUUUGUUGUUACAAAUAAGAAAGAUGAAGAUACUUUAAUUAGUAAACUUGUUGAAGAAAAAGGAACACAAAUACAAGUUUUUAAAAGAGAACAUGACAGUUAUGGAACACAAGCUACACAAUUGAGACUUCAUUCUGAAUAUGGGAUAUUAACUACAAUGGAUAAGGCAGUUGUUGGACCAGAAGCAGUAUUAAAAGUAGUAGAGGAUAUGUGUCAAUUAAGUAAGAAAUUCAUAUGUACUAAAGAAACUGAACAAUAUAUUGAAAGAUUACCGCCUGGUACAUAUUUUACUCCAUCUAGUGUAAUAAAUAAAGUUAAGUCAAGAUAUUCAGAUGCAGUUUCUGAUAAAGUUAAUAGUAUUAGAAAAGCAAGAUUUUUAAGUACUGCAAUUGACACAAAUCAAAAAUUAAAAUUAGAACAAGAAAUUAAAGAAAUUACUCAAGACCUUGAAGGAGUUAAAAGAAGUAUUGAAGAGAAUAGAAAAGAAAUAAAAAUAUUAGAAGAGAAAAAACAUGAAAUCGGAAGAGGGAUUGAAGAGUUUAAUAGAGUAAAAGGAGAAAGAGAUAAAUUAAUAAGAUCAAAGAGAAGUAAAGAGAAUAAUUUAAAACUAUUUGAGAAUGAUGAAGACCUUGAUAAAAAGAUAGGAGAUUUACAAAAAGGGAUUAAAAAAAUACAAACAAAAAUUAAUGAACAAGUAUUAAAAAUGGGAGAUUUAUUGAAGAGAUUUAUUGAGGCAAAAAUGGAAACAAAUCCAGUAAGUUGUAUUGUUAGGAUAUUAAGAAUUAAACAACUGAGAUGUAAAAAUCAAUUAAAUGAAUUUAAAAGAAGAUUAUCAGAAUUAGAAAAUGAAUUUAGAAGAAUUGGGCAAUUAUAUGAUGAUGCAAAAAAUGAAGCAGUUAAAAAAAGAAAAGAUGCUGAAGCAGUAUGUAUAAUUACUAAUGAACUUAAUGACAUAUUUCAACAAUUACCAGAUGAAGUUAGUGCUAUUGAAGAAGAAAUAGAAAAUGAAGAAAGUAAAUUAAAAUAUAGACAAAAUAUAGAAGAAAAUGUAGAGGAAUUAUAUCAACAAGCAAAAAAUGAAUUAAGUAAAAGGCUUGAAGAUGCACAAAUAGUAAAUGAAGAAAUUAAAAAUGCAGAAGAAGUUAUGACAGGAAUUAAAGAUGAAUGGUUAAAUAAAGUUAAAGAAGUAGUUGAACAUAUUAAUGAAUCAUUUAGUAUAUAUAUGAGUCAAAUUAAUUGUAGAGGAAGUGUAGAAUUAGAUGAAAAAGAAGAAUACGAUAAAUAUGGAAUCAUUAUUAAAACAUUGUUUAGAAAAGAAGGAAGUUUACAACAAUUAAAUGCACACACACAAUCAGGAGGAGAAAGAAGUGUUGCAACAAUGUUAUAUUUAUUAAGUUUACAAGAACAAACAUUUUGUCCAUUUAGAUUAGUUGAUGAAAUAAAUCAAGGAAUGGAUCCAUUAAAUGAAAGAAUGAUUUUUUCUCAAAUAGUUAAAGCAGUUAAUAAAGAAAAUGCACAACAAUAUUUUUUAGUUACUCCUAAAUUAUUAUCUGAUUUACCAUUUGGAGAAAAUAUGACUGUGUUAUGUGUUAUGAAUGGUAAAAUUGAUCCAGCGCCAUACAGUUUUGAUGCUAUAAUAGAUUCAAUGAAAUAA
This is a messenger RNA of Entamoeba dispar SAW760, 3084 nucleotides long. Its product is annotated as structural maintenance of chromosomes protein, putative. Gene Ontology annotation, cellular component: Smc5-Smc6 complex. Gene Ontology annotation, biological process: double-strand break repair via homologous recombination. The transcript has a single exon. Lineage: Eukaryota; Evosea; Mastigamoebida; Endamoebidae. The record is from RefSeq and is a predicted model, not a curated record. The coding region runs from base 1 to 3084 and encodes 1027 amino acids. Gene Ontology annotation, molecular function: ATP hydrolysis activity; ATP binding.